UCUAGCAAGUCCGACAGAGGGCAACGAAAUACUAUUGAAUAGUAUUUGGCAAAGAAUAACAAUACUAAUACAUGGAAGGGGCCGGAAUCAUGAACAAGGGUCGUCGACAUUUGCUGUGGUGUCAUUUCGUCUUCUCUCAUCUGCGUUGCGUUGCGCUCCUGUCGAUCUUUGCUGCAGGCUGUGCAAUAUUGGAGCAUGUUGUUCUUGUAGCGGCCGGGGAACAAGGUAGUGAAACAGAGUCAACUGUUGAUUCGGUCGGAGGGAGAAGUAGCUGGGAAGACGAGCCAGGUGAUCAAGGACACGAAGAGCAGCACCGACUUCUGGCUACGCGCCUGACCACCCGUGUGCCUUCGGCCAAGGAGGCGCAAGUCUCCGAGAACAGUCGUCGUGCAGCCGCGAAGCAGAAGGAGCAAGCAGUGAAUUUUUGGAGAGGGGCUGACGAAGAAGAAGCUGGAGCUGGCAGUGUCCUCGCGCAAAUCAAGGAAGACCAGGAGAGGAUUACCAGCGCUGCGCGUGGGGAACUGCAGACCGAGACAGACAAAAGGACGAUGGCGCGCCCGGGGGUUGAUGCUAUCGGCGGAGUUGAGUUGCGCGUCUUGCCACAAAAUCCGCAAGUCGAAGAAGAGAAGACGACCGGCUCUGUGUAUUCCGAGAUUCUUGCAACGAAAACUCCAGAAGAACCGGGAUCGCCUGGACCUGCGUUUCAAUUUCUGGAAGCGAGACUCGUCGGGGAACGUCCGGUCUCGGUAGAGGGCGGACAAGAGGAGCAGCACCUUCUAGUAGAGCAAGAUAUUGAUUAUGCGCCGCCGUCAAACGAUCAUAAAGUCGGCAGCAGCUACACCCAGAAAGUAGAAAAUGCAAACUCAGCGCUUACCGCCGCGGAGGACGGCACUGAAACUGGUCGUGGCCUCGCGUGGCAGCAAAAGGUGCAGCAACUGGAGGACUUAGUAAGCCAACAAGGGGAGGUUCUGCGGGAACAGGGCGAGACGAUUCGGCACCUGCGGAAAGAGCUGGCAACCCAGCAAGUUUUCCAGAACAAGACCGCGGCUCGCAUCGUGAGUGCGGGCGCAGUCAACGAGAUUAUCGAGCAAACCCACGUCGCAUAUACGCUUGCAAACAUGCGCAUGGAUUUCAUCGUCAUGCUGGUGCUGCUUCUCAUUGGCUAUGUGUCUGUGCUGAUAGGCCUGGCCUUACCGACAAGGCUUGUGUUUUUUCCGCCCGGCCUUUACCUCCCGGUCCCGACACCACAGAGCCCAGUUGAAGAUGUCGACCGCAGUGACGAACAACAAACAACGGAUGCAGCAGUGGGCGCGCUCCGCGAGCAGCGCCAGCGACAUUUUCAAAAAUUUAUGCUGUUGCCGCACGCGUUCGCAAUCCAUGGAACUCUGUCGAGUGUCUGCCAGUUUCAAGACAGCAGCGCGGGAAAGAUCUGGACGUCUUGCCUCAUCGUCUACGCUGUGUGUGCGCUACUUUCUCGGUACACGACGGCUGCCGGUCUCUAUCCGUCUUGGUGCGUGGACCCGUUGGGGGCCGGGGAAGACAGUGCUUUCGCGUUCACCCCUCUGUACAAUUUAGCGGGGAUGUCAGCUGCGGAGAUGUUGGCUCGCGUCCUCUGGUUGGUGCUUCCGUGCGUCGGCUUCAUGCUCACGGCAGCUGUGCCCAGCCCCAGCGACGACGCUCUGCGGGCAGCGCAACAGGAAAACACCGAACAAGUGGGACAACUGAUACCUUCUGCUACCGAGGAGGAAGAGGGUAAAAUGCGUGAAACGGAAACCCAUCGCGUACAAGAAUCCGAUGACGCGAUAGAAUACUAUCGUGUGCAAAACACUCGCUGGCAAGUGAUCAUACACACGGUAUGUGCCCCUCUGGCGAUGGCAGUGUUGGUAGCUUUUGAGACCUACGCGUUUGCUUUUGGGGAAAGAAUCUCGUUGACGGUAGCGAUUUUUGGAACGAUCGACGAGCGCCUGGUCGUCGACGACGAGGCACUGCUUAUGUGGGCACAUUAUCAGACGUUUGGUGACAACACGUGCACGCCCGAGGAGCAGUACGUGCGUGUGCAGUGGGCACCAACGCUUUUCCGAUUUCGCGCUCUGUUCCUGCUGUUUUCGUGGAUCUUCUGUGGUGCGUUUGCGAUUGUGGCUGGCUGGUUGAUUGUUUUUCCGCCCGAAAAUCAUCCGCUUUCUCAACAGAAUCGCAGCCGAAGAGCCUCUGCGGCGUCAUCCACUCCGGUGUUCCUGCCGUGUGACGGAAGCGCCAGCCUUCUGAUUCCGAAGAUUGCCUAUUCACUGGAGGUCGCGGCACUCCUGUGCGUGUUGUUCUUGCCGUUCUUUUCCGUCAUGUACAGCCUCUCAUUUCGCUUUGCCCUACCGCGCGGACAAGUUGCGGAAGAUUUCCAGUAUGAAAUGCAAAAAUGUCUGGGUCUGGAAACUUGUGAUGCUAAAAUGUGCACGAUGAAAACACAUCCGAAUGCAGUCCGGCAUGACAACUUCCCAAAACGCUUUCUCAUAGGCAAUCCGCAUGAGAAGUUGCGUUUUUGCAUGACAAAAGAGGCUCGUAUAGUGUUAGCGAGAAGUAAGGAAAGAUAAUAUUGGCGCCCGGGGAUGAACAUGAAGAUAUACUCGCGAUAUUUUUCGCGGUUCUGACCCUAGAUCUCCUGCGGCCGUAGCUGGUUGCGGCGACGGUGCAAAGGUUUUCGAUGUGGUGCAGUCGGGUAUGCAUGACAAAAGAGGCUGCGACUUUUGUUGGUGAUGCAAUACAGAUUUUCUAGGUAUGGAAAGCUAGCAUUACAAGUUCCAACCUUCCAGACCCAGACAUUUUUACAAUCCAUAUCCAGCAAGUCCUGAUCGGCAGCGGUGCAAAUCUCCGGCUCGCUUAUGACGUUUUCUGGACGACGGAGAAAGAAGGAGCCAUGAAUUGGAGGGGGCCCAGCGUUGCGAAUGGCCAGCAAUGGCUGCAGUGCAGGACCAGCUGGGGCACGCACGCAUGGAGGGACCCGUCAGUGUGCCAAUGGGUUUCGGGAUGGAACCAAACCGAGAAUGGGACUAGUUUGUACUUCUGGGAAAAAUAAAGAGGGGCCACGAACUCCUCUGAAGUUAGUUGAAUUUCUUGCAGAGUGUGGCUGAAGAAUAUUUACGAAAGCCACAUCAUACAGCGAACCUUCGCGAAAAGGGGAGAGCAAGGACAAUCGGAAAGAACGCAAUUGAGUCUAAUGGGAAACGCCAUCAAGAAGUCUCGUGGUAUCAAUAUCAAACGGUUUUCUAAACUUUUACUUUUGCUCGAGGUGGACGAAGGGGUUUAGAAGGCUGGCUCCUGUCCUUCCGUUUUAUUUCUAUGUUUUGAUCCACCAUACACAUACUAGCGUCGGGAGAGUGCUUACGACUACAAGCGUAUGUUCUCACUCUUCCCUGCUUUCAUUGAUAUCGCCUUUUCACGACCCGACUAUGAUCUUUAGGUCUUAUGUCGACAAAAGAUCUCAAAUUUUUCUACUGCUAUCGAAUCGCCAAAUCGGAACUCUGCGGAGCAUAGUUUGUUCGCCC
Amoebophrya sp. A120 is the source of this 3536-nucleotide messenger RNA. NCBI's taxonomy places the organism in Eukaryota, Dinophyceae, Syndiniales, Amoebophryaceae. The record is from the annotation of a GenBank genome assembly.